AUGCCCAACGCAAAGGCCAUCCGCGAGCUCCGUCGUAUCUCCUACGCAUUUACCGCGAAAGGGGAGUUCCCUGACGUCGCCCAAAGGGACGGCUCCUUUGGUUUUACGGAAUACGCGUACGCUAUGGAGGCAUCCCAACCGGAUCUUCCACGAACGAUCCAAGAGGCAAGGGCCAUGCCGGACGGAGCGCAGUGGAACACAGCUGCAGAGCGCGAGAUCGCGAAUCUCAAGGAACGUCAAGUUUACAAGCUCGUCCCGCGCACAGCAGUUCCCCCAGGGAGAAGGCGGAUCAAGUCCAAAUGGAUGUUCAAGCGUAAGGCAGACGGCCCCUUCAAGGGGGGUUUUAGGUGGCGCAAGGCUGGAACCAAGUGCCUGAACUGGACUGCGGCAGCACCUACGCUCCGGUGUGCAGGCUGGAACCAAGUGCCUGAACUGGACUGCGGCAGCACCUACGCUCCGGUGUGCAGGUUACAGAGCAUUCGGAUGUUAGCGUGCAUAGCCGUGCAAUUCAACCUGGAGUUGGAUCAAAUGGACGUGUCCACAGCCUCCCUCUACGCUGACAUCCUGGAGAACGUGUUCGUCGAACAGCCACCUGGCUUCGAGGUCAAGGACAAGGAUGGAGGUGAUCUAGUGAUGCAGCUACAGAAGAGCCUCUACGGGCUGGCCCAAAGCCCCAGCAACUGGUUCCACACCAUCGACCCUUUCCUCGUUGAGAUAAGUUUCGUUCUGCUCAAGUCUGACACUUUGCGUCUACCUACAGCAUACAAGGACAUCUCCCCUGCGGAUAACAGGCUCAACAAAUCAGUUUGGUAGCUGUCUUGUGUGUCUCAUAUAUGUUAUGUUGGGAAGGUGCAGACGAAGGUUUUGGUNUGGCUAGUCGGGCGUUUUGUGUGUCGCACCCUUUUAGUCGUAGGACAUGCAAUCUCCAUCAGUUUACAAACGUAUUUUCAGUUUGGUAUU
Messenger RNA from Ectocarpus sp. CCAP 1310/34, 960 nucleotides. Lineage: Eukaryota; Phaeophyceae; Ectocarpales; Ectocarpaceae. The record is from the annotation of a GenBank genome assembly.